GAGCCAAUAGGCUUUGGUAGGCAGAGUUGUCCCUGUGGCCGCCAUUAAAGAAAGGAAUCCAUGAAUUCAAAUGGAAACCAACAGGAACCGAGGCUGAAAUUAUGUUGAAAAUAAUAGCAACAUUCUAGGCCCGCGCCGGGUUCCGGAUGCUUUUUAAAGGAUGCAUUUCGUUUUUUAGGCAGAAUUCCGCGAUGGAGGAGUAGACGGGACGUUUUUUUUUUUUUUUUUUUUUUUUUUUUAAGCAAAGACCGUUUUAGGGCUAGGGGGGAGGGGGAGAGUUGCUUCUUUGCUCUCCUUUUCUUUUUGUUUUAUCAACAUUUUUGUUGUACUUUCCAUUUUUUCCUCCGUGCUUUUGGGAUGACGACGUAGACAACGGAUAGUCUCGAGCUGCAGCUUUUCAUAAUUAACUGACAACUGCAGUCGGAAGGUUGUUGAAUUAACUCUGCUCCUGCCAAAUGUUAUAAAAAAAUUAUUCUGGUUGAUUAGCCAGCACAUCUAAGAGAAAACACCACCGCAGUCCUUUAUUUCCCGGGAAAAGUGCAAUGCUGGAAUGUGCGACGGAGCAGUGAAAGGAUGAGUUCUUGUUUUGUACCGAACGGGGCCAGCUUGGAGGAUUGCCAUUCCAAUCUAUUCUGUCUGGCGGACCUGACGGGCAUCAAAUGGCGGCGGUACGUGUGGCAGGGCCCCGACUCGGCACCCAUCCUCUUCCCGGUGACGGAGGAGGACCCCAUCCUGUGCAGCUUCAGCCACUGCCUGAAGGCGGACGUGCUGAGCGUGUGGCGCCGGAGCCAGCGGCCGGGCCGCCGCGAGCUCUGGCUCUUCUGGUGGGGCGACGACCCCAGCUACGGCGACCUCAUCCACCACGAGCUCGACGCCGAGGACGAGGGCGUGUGGGAGAACGGCCUGUCGUACGAGUGCCGCACGCUGCUCUUCAAGGCCGUGCACAACCUGCUGGAGCGCUGCCUGGUCAACCGCGGCUUUGUGCGCAUCGGCCGCUGGUUCGUCAAGCCCUACGAGAAGGACGAGAAGCCCAUCAACAAGAGCGAGCACCUGUCGUGCGCCUUCACCUUCUUCCUGCACGGCGACAGUAACGUGUGCACCAGCGUGGAGAUCAACCAGCACCAGCCCGUCUACCACCUCACCAUGGACCACCUCACCCUGGCCCAGCAGGCCCCCAGCCCCUUCCAAGUCAUCCUGAGUCCGUUCGGCCUCAACGGCACGCUGACGGGCCAGUCGUUCAAGCUGUCGGACCCGCCCACGCAGCGGCUGAUCGACGAGUGGAACCAGUUCUAUCCCAUCAGCCCCGGGGCCAAGGAGGGCGUGGCCGAGGGCAUGGACUGGGAGGACGACUCCCUGGCCUCCGCGGAGGUCCUCGUGGGUGGCGUGCGAAUGGUCUACCCAGCCUGCCUGGUUCUGGUGCCACAGUCCGACAUCCCGGCCCCGCCCACCACCGGCUCCUCCCACUCCACCACCGUCUACCCCGGACACCAAGUGCCUGCCUCCCAGCGCGAGCCCGCCAUCUCCUUGGUUACGCUGACCCCGCCCACCUCCCCCGAAGAAGCUCAGACAGUAGACUCCCGCACCGCCCAGAAGUGGGUCAGGCUGUCGUCGGCGGCGACGGACGGCUUCGGCGCCGACACCCCCACCCACCACGGGGGCAAGGUCCCGCGCCGCCUGGCGGGCCAGGCGCUGGAGCGCGUGUGGCGGGAGUGCAGCAUCAAGCGGACGCCCCACAAGCGGAAGUUCCCGGCCACCACCAACGGAACGUGUGAGGAGGAUCUGAACGACCGGCUGGGCUCCUGGGACUUUGUGGAGCCGUCACAGAGGUCCAGCUGCAACUGUUCCAGAUACAAGACGGCCAAGCAGCGUUCGGGCGGGGCCCUGGCUCCGCCUCCAUCGGGGGGGCCGCCCUCCCAGACUCCCACCAAACACAAGGCCGGCGGCGACAAGUCAGAGAAGGCGGACAAGCAGCAGAAGCGACCGCAGACGCCGUUCCACCACCGCGCCCCCGCCUGCGACGACGCCCCCUCCAUGGAGAACGGGGAGAAUGGGGGCGGGGCCAGACUGGCGCUGAGGGGCCAGGACACCAAUGGCAACGGCAACGGCGCCGGCGGCAACCGCUUCUCCUCCGUGCGUGCCGGCCACGCCCCCAGCCUCGGCGACACGCCCACCCUGUCCAAGCCGCCUCCCCCGCAUCGGCACGGCUCCGCGGUGACCGGCGGCGGCGGCGAGCUGGACGGCUCGCCGCCGCCGCCCCCGCUCAGCCCCCACCGCCCCUGCGACGAGGCGGGGAAGACCCCCGGCAGCCCCGGCCCCGGCAGCCAGCACUUCUACCAGCCGCCCUCCGAGCCCGGCGCCAAGGAAGGGGAGGAGCCCCAGAGCCAGCACUACCACCAGGGCCUCCGUCCACACGACCACCCUCACCCCCAACAUCAGCAGCAUCAGCACCCGGGCGCGGCCUACCCAGAGACCCCCGAGGCCGCCGUCUACGUGGGCGCGGCCGUCACCCACGCCGAGGAGGACGGCCCGCCCACCCCCUGGCGCUUCUUCAACCUGCCCCGGCGGAAAGAGGACGAGCUCCGGCCGCCGCCGCUGUUGCCCGGCGACAGGCUGAUGCGCGACGAGGCGCCGUCGUCGGCCUCGAUGGACGGCCAGCCCGUCUCCGCCACGGAGGUGAUGGCGGGCUCCCUGUGGCCCCUGAAGGUGUCGGAGGAGCGGCUGCAGAUGUACCGGGCGCGGCGGGACCAGUACCUGCUGGCGGUCGCCGCGGCCGAGCGGGGGCCCGGGGCCUCGGAGGACCCCUACGCCUUCGAGGAAGAGGACGCCAGGUGCACCCACUCCGACAGGAAGGACAAGGAGGGCGGCGAGAGGGACCCGGCCAGGAAACACAAGGGAGAUGAUGGAGGAGCUGGUCCAUCAGAUGACUCUCAGGCAGGGGGCGCCCAGAACCGCAUCCCUUACACCAGCCUGAUCCACGUGACGGACCUGGUGGUGUCCAUCAACGACCUGGACAACCUGUUCAACUCUGACGAGGACGAGCUGGUGCCGGGGUCCAGAAGAGCGCUCAACGGGACCGACGACAAGUACGGCUCCAGGGACGGGAAGCCGGGUAGCCUGGACCCUGUGUCCUGCAUCAGCGACCUGCAUCAGAUGUUCCCCACGCCUCCCUCGCUGGAGCAGCACAUCUCUGGCUACUCGCCCAUGAACGCCUGCGGUAAGGACGGCAGCGGGGACAUCUCCGGCAUGACCUCGCUGGAGGGCGGUGGCCUCUUCAAGAUGGAGGUGGAGGAGCGCUUCUGCAGCCCAAAGCCCUGCGAGAUCAAGGACUUCUCCUUCGUGUACAAGCCGGAGCUGUGGCAGCCGUUCCUGGGCUGCUCCAUGUUCGCGCCCCUCAAGCUGCUGCCCAGCCAGUGUCUGCCCCCCAUCAAGCUGCCCGAGGAGUGCUCCUACCGGCCCAGCUGGGCCAUGGGCCGGGACCUGCUCCACCCAGGGCCCCUCAUGGCCUACCUCAACAAGGACGGCAACAUCCCGAGCGUGGGCAGCGGGCUGGAGCAGGACUACGCCCAGAGCUACACUCCGCAGACGCACACGCCCUUCAUGUCCAACAGCGCCCCGCCCAGCAACAGCUGCACGGGCAUCCUCCCCUCGCCGGCCACGCCCCGCUUCUCGGCGCCCACGCCGCGCACGCCCCGCACGCCGCGCACCCCCCGGGGGCCCGGCAGCGUCCAGAGCUCCUCCCUCAAGUACGACAACUCGGAGCUGUACUCGCCGGCCGCCUCCACGCCCUCCACCUGCCGGCCCCCCAACUCGGUGGAGCCCCCCACCGUGCCCUCGGUGCCGGAGGCGCACAGCCUCUACGUCACGCUCAUCCUCUCGGAGUCGGUCAUGAACCUCUUCAAGGACUGCAACUUCGACAGCUGCUGCAUCUGCGUGUGCAACACCAGCAUCGCCGGCGCCGACGCGGGCGUGUACCUCAGCGACCCGUCGGGCGAGCCCCAGGAGCCGUGCAGCUGCGGCUUCAGCGCGGUGGUCAACCGCCGCUACGGCAACGGCUCGGGCCUCUUCCUGGAGGACGAGCUGGACGUGGCGGGCCGCGGCUCGGACGUGUGCCGCGAGGCGGAGCGCCGCUUCGAGGAGCUGCGGCGGGCGGCCCCCGCGAGGGCGGGGGCGCGGGCGGGCGGCGAGCAGCUCCCCGAGGAGCUGAUGCUGCUGCUGCAGGAGCAGUGCACCAACCCCUUCACGCCGCUGGCCCGGCCGGAGCCCCGCGCCAACUGCGGCGGCGGCGGGGCGGGGGGAGGCGGGGCCGGGGCGGGGUACGGGGCGGGGGGCCGCUGCGGGGCCCCGCCCUGCGUCCGCGUGGAGGAGCGGGACUACCGCAACGACUGCUACAUGGCGCUGGAGCACGGCCGACAGUUCAUGGACAACAUGUCGGGGGGGAAGGUGGACGAGGCGCUGGUGAAGAGCACGUGUCUGCACCACUGGGCCAAGCAGGACGCCGUGGACGCCAGCGCCCUCUGCUCCCAGGACGUCCUGCGGGUGCUCAUGUCCCUGCAGCCCGUGCUGCAGGACGCCAUCCAGAAGAAGAGGACGGUGCGCUCCUGGGGCGUCCAGGGGCCCCUCACCUGGCAGCAGUUCCACAAGAUGGCCGGACGGGGCUCCUACGGCACAGACGAGUCCCCGGAGCCGCUGGCCAUCCCCACCUUCCUGGUGGGCUCCGAGUACGACUUUGUGGUGCUGUCGCCGUUCGGCCUGCCCUACUGGGAGAAGCUGUCGCUGGACCCCUUCGGCUCCCAGCGGGACGUGGGCUACCUGGUGCUGUGCCCCGACAGCGAGGCCCUGCUGGCCGGAGCCAAGACCUUCUUCCGGGACCUCACCGCCGUCUAUGAGUCGUGCCGGCUGGGCCAGCACCGGCCCAUAUCCAAGGACCACCCCGACGGCCUGGUUCUGGUGGGCAGCGCCGCCCAGAGGCAGUCGGAGCGGCCGGUCAGCGACUGGUUCCUCAAGAUGGCCGGCAGCAGCGACGCCUUCUCCAAACUCAAACUCUAUGCACAAGUGUGCCGCCACGACCUCGCGCCAUACCUCGCCGCACAGCCUUUGGACGGCUCGCUCCUCACGCAGUCCAACCCCCAGCCCGCCUCCACGCAGACGUCCAGCACCUCCUCCUCUUCCUCCAACCCCUCGGCCCCCACCGCUGGCUCGGCGUUGCCCAACAACAACAACAGCAACAACAACAACAGCGGCUCCAGCAACGCGGUGAACGCCGCAUCAGGCCAGGGCCUGCCGUCGGCCAAGCCCGGGUCCUUCCCUCCCUUCGGGGCCCCCGGCGCCGCCGGGCCGACCACGGGGCCGCAGGCUGGUCCCCAGAACGCCGGCAUCUCAGGGGAUAGCAGCCAGACGCAGGGGCCAAGCGAGCCCCUAGAGAGCACUUUGGACAGGGACAAGGUGGGAGUGCCCACGGACGGGGAGUCCCACGCCCUGGCAUACCCUCCAGCCAUCAUGGUCUACAUCGUGGACCCCUUCAGCUACGAGGAGGACGAGGGCUCGCCCCACUCCGGCGUCUGGACCCUGGGUCUCCUCCGCUGCUACCUGGAGAUGCUGCAGUUCCUGCCCCCUCACAUCCUCAACUCCAUCUCCGUGCAGAUCAUCCCCUGCCGGUACCUGCUCCAGUCAGUGCGCGGGGAGGAGCACCGCAUCUACGCCCAGCACCUCAAGUCCCUGGCCUUCUCCGUCUUUGCCCAAUGCCGGCGGCCCCUCCCGACCACCACCAACGUCAAGUCGCUGACGGGCUUCGGCCCCGGGCUCGCCAUCGACACCGCCCUCAAGAGUCCGCAGAGGCCAGAGUGUCUGCGGCUGUACACGCCCCCUUUCAUCCUGGCGCCGGUGAAGGAGAAGCAGGCGGACCCGGGGGAGAAGUACAACGUGCUGUUCGUGGCCUACUGCCUGUCCCACGACCAGCGUUGGCUGCUGGCCACUUGCACCGACCUGUACGGGGAGCUGCUGGAGACGUGCAUCGUCAGCAUCGACGUGCCCAACAGGGCGCGCAGGAAAAAAGGGUCGGCCAGAGGGCUGGGCCUGCAGAAGCUCUGGGAUUGGUGCUUGGGGCUGGUGCAGAUGACCUCGGUGCCCUGGAGGGUGGUGAUUGGACGUCUGGGGCGGAUGGGCCACGGCGAGUUGAAAGACUGGACCUUUCUGCUGAGCAGGAGGAACCUCCAGUCGCUGAGUCGGCGUCUCAGAGAGAUGUGUCACAUGUGUGGCAUCUCCGCCUCGGACACUCCCAGCAUCCUCAGCGUGUGCCUGGUCGCCAUGGAGCCCCAGGGCUCCUUCGUCAUCAUGCCAGACUCUGUGUCGACGGGCUCCGUGUUCGGCCGCAGCACCACGCUCAACAUCCAGACGUCCCAGCUGAGCACGCCGCAGGACACGUCGUGCACGCACAUCCUGGUCUUCCCUACCUCAGCCUCGGUCCAGGUGGCCAGCUCCAACUACACCAACAUCGACAACAACAUCGACAUCCUCAACACUACCAACGGUGAGCCGGACCCCAUCGGGAUCCUGGGCCUGUUGGAAACGGAGAGCGAGCUGGUGGACACUGAUAUCAUCAACAUCUCCCCUACCAACUCGCCGGUCCACUCCCCCGGCUCCCACUACCACCACGGAGGGGACGGCAGCAAGGGCCAGAGCACGGACCACGACGAGGUCCCGCUCCUCCAGCAGCCCCUGGCCCUGGGCUACUUUGUGUCCACCGCCAAGGCCGGCCCGCUGCCCGACUGGUUCUGGUCGGCCUGUCCGCAGGCUCAGAACCAGUGUCCGCUGUUCCUCAAGGCCUCCUUGCACCUCCAUGUGUCUUCAGUGCAGUCAGAUGAACUUCUGCACAGCAGCAAACACUCCCACCCGCUUGACUCCAACCAGACCUCAGAUGUGCUCAGAUUUGUGCUGGAGCAGUACAACGCCCUCUCCUGGCUGACGUGUGACCCCGCCACGCAGGACCGCCGCUCCUGCCUGCCCAUCCACUUUGUGGUCCUCAACCAGAUGUACAACUUCAUCAUGAACAUGUUGUAGCCCCGCGCCAUGCACAGGGAGACACAGGGACACACUCUUGUGUGUGUGUGUGUGUGUGUGUGUGAGUGUGUGUACGAGCACUUGAGAGUGUGUGUGUGUGUGUGUGUGUGUGUGUGUGUGUGUGUGUGUGUGUGUGUGUGUGUGUGUGUGUGUGUGUGUGUGUGUGUG
This is a messenger RNA of Gadus chalcogrammus (walleye pollock), 7224 nucleotides long. It is a transcript of the gene med13a, whose product is annotated as mediator complex subunit 13a. Gene Ontology annotation, biological process: regulation of transcription by RNA polymerase II. Gene Ontology annotation, molecular function: transcription coregulator activity. Gene Ontology annotation, cellular component: mediator complex. The record is from RefSeq and is a predicted model, not a curated record. Lineage: Eukaryota; Metazoa; Chordata; Actinopteri; Gadiformes; Gadidae.